GCGUGCGGAUCGUUGUGCAGAACGUGUCGCUGCUGAACGGUGCCGUGCUGUGCGUGAUGGGCGGCGGGGCGUUGCGCGGUGCGCGUGCGGCGGGGAGCGACGAGAGCGGGCCGGUGGAGCUGUCGGUGUGCGAUGUGGAGGCGCUGAACGGUGCGCUUGUGCUGACCGGCACGUUCCCUGCGGGGUCCGUGCUGACGGUGACGGACUCCCUGCUGGUCGCCGCGAGGCCGACGCCGCUUGUGUAUCUUUCCGGCUCGGAGUCCUCGCCGUACGCACCGGUGCUUGUGCUGUCGGGCCUGCGGCUUGUGCGUUCCGUGCUGAUUGUGUCCGGCGUGGCCCUCGUGACCGUGAUGACUGGUGGGCGGACGGUGGUGGUGGACGGCGCCGUGCUGGAGCUUGUCGGUGGCGGUGUUGCGCUGGACGCGGCUGUGUUCGGUGGCGAAUAUGCGUUGUACGCUAGUGCGCGCGUGGUUGCGUCGGGGGGCGCUGUGCUGCGCUUGUCGGGGAGCCAGGUGUACGCCGCGCACGGGUUGGUGUUUGGCAGCGGUGUGGAGGCCAGCGCGUCCGCCGUCGUAGUGAACGACAACGCCGGUGCGCUGACCGAUGGCGCGCUGCUGGUGCUGCGGGGGUCGGCGUCGUUCGUGUCCGGGUCGUGGCUGUCGGUGCGCGGCAACAACAUCAGCGGCAGGCUCCUGUCGGUGCCGCCGUACCCGCGCGGUGCGGAUCUCGCGCAGAGCACACUGACGCUCCACGGGAACGCCGGCAGCGGGCUCGUCGUGAUGGACGGCACCGUUGCGCUCGGGGGCACCGGCCGGAAGUUCGUUGUGGGGUGCCUGACGCUCAAUGGGCAGGCACUGCGGCCUAUGGACUACAGGUCCGCCGGCAUCAUCGGGGAAUUCCGCCCCGUGGCGUGUGGCGUGUGCGACGCCGACGUGCGCUGCUUUGCUGCUGCGACGAGGGCGAUGUCGGGGUCGUGCGGCUGCCGCUGUGCUGAGGGCGGGUACGGGCGCGACUGCCUGCCGGUGUACCUGCCGCACGUGGACGGGUGCAACCGCACGCCCGGCAUGCCGCUGCUGAGUCGCACGGCGACGCUGACGGAGACGCGCAGCCCGACGAUGACGCCAGCGUGGACGCCGCACUACAGUCCGACGCAGUACGGGCCGACGGAGACGCUGCAGGUGACGGAGACGGUGGCGCUGCCGCCCACGCGGACCCCGACGGCGUCGGUGAGCAGCACGCUGUGGUGGAGCGACGUGGCGUGCCCGACGCUCGCCGUGACGACGACGGCGGAUGGUGGGAGCCUGACGCAGAACGACAUCCGCGGCGGUGGGAGCGUUGUCCCGACGCUGCUGAUGGUGGCGCUGCCGCCGCCGUUUCGUUGGGCACGCGACCCGCAGCUCGGCACGCAUCUGAGCUUCGUGCCGGUGUCGACGGCGCAGCCGAGCGGGUUCGGUGGUCCGUGGGGAGCGAUGCUGAGCAA
Molecule: messenger RNA, 1480 nt
Organism: Trypanosoma cruzi
Lineage: Eukaryota; Euglenozoa; Kinetoplastea; Trypanosomatida; Trypanosomatidae
Product: dispersed gene family protein 1 (DGF-1), putative
Exons: 1
Source: RefSeq, a predicted model, not a curated record